AACAGAAUUAAUUUAAGCAUGUUUGAUGGGUGUGUGACAUUUGUUCUAUCUAACCAAUAGACAUUUCGUUUAGAUUAUAAAAAUAAUAAAAGGACUGUUGAACAGAAGACGUUCGCUGGUCGAGUGUUUUCAUGAGAAAAAUGAAAUUUGUAAAAUCGUAAUGAAAGUUCGGGACAUCCAGAAAUCACACGAGUUUCGGGAAGCGGUUAAGAUAUGGGGAGACCCGUUCAGUCGCAGGCGAAUAUUUAUCGCUCCGCCAAUGCAUACAGCCAAAGAAAAAGACAUCGACUUAUCAAUACUGAGAAGUACGAAGGCGGUUGAAGAAAACGAUCAAAACACGAUUUGUAUUGUCGAAAAGGAUAUCGAUUUGUAUCGAAAAGAGCGCGAUGAUUUUAAAACGUGGAUUGCAGAGCGGAAAACGUUAAGACACGAUAUAAACACGAUGGGAUUCAAUUCAUCUUGGUACCGUGGCAAACCCAAGAAAACGGAAUCGGAAAUUCGCGUGUAUGAACAAGUAACAAAGCCAGCCAACAACGACUUCAGAACAGAAAAUCGUGCAUCUCAUGAAAAGCGCAGGAUUUCGUCCGGUCAUAUUCACAUGCUGCCCCUAUUGAAAAAUCCUCUACCAAUCGCAUUGGCUAUCAUCGCAGAUUACAUACAUAGCCAACGGAUACGAUUGGUGGAUUUAUUUUCGAACGUUGAUAAGAACAAAGAUUGGAUGGUGUCACGUGACGAAUUAAGGAACGCACUGAAGUAUGCAAAUCUCCCGCUGACAGAUGCGCAAUUGGACGAACUCAUCUUGGUUCUGGACGGUGAUAGCGACGGACUUAUAAACUAUCAAGAAUUAUCUAAGGCUAUCGAAACUUAUUACAAAGAUAGACGCUGGCAAAAGUUGAAAGAAAUUUACGACAAUGAAGUCGAUGCGAGUCGAGCUAGCGACAACGUCGAUCCGACAAGUGGUGGUAACUGUGUUGCUUUGCUUCAAUUUCCCGCGUUAGAUUAUCGCGAACAAACACCGGAACUAAUCUCGCGUCAACGUUCUCGUGAAAAACGGUUGCGUAAACAACAAGAACGCAAGGAACGACAACGCGCGAAAAUGAAAUUUACCGCAGUGACGAAAGAGAAGCUUGUUACGACACUAUCAGGGCCUAUUGCCGAGCGUAAACUUCGUUACCUUGAACACAUCAACAUAGAAUGUGAACGCUGCAUCGAUCUCCUUCAUUCAGCUGGCUUGAAUGUGAAAGCUUCUGCUCUUAAAAAGGUAUUGGUACCACCAAACGAAAGCUCCGUAAAUUCGUGCGUAAAUCGAUUGGGAGCUAAUCGUAGCAUUUUUCCAAAAAAUCACCCGUUAAUCGUCGAUUACAACAGAAGGCAAAGAAAUAAAACUCGAAACUCAUCCCGUUCUCAGUCCAAUUCGAACAGUGAUAACACUCCUUCACAGUGUAGCAAAAAUGCGGAGUUACCCCGUGUUGCUACGAUUGAUUUUAAAGGUCGCAACAAAGAAGCGCGAAGGCUACGACAACGGCGUCAAUGCACAAGUCCAACUGUUUUCUGGCCACAACAUUUGUUAGAUAAACUAUCUAUUUGUAUGGACGAUUGUGGAAGUAAAGAUGGUGCCUUGGCUGUGUUUAGUAGGGUUAGAUAAUAUUUUCCAUCUCUGUGUUAGUGUUUUAAUUAGUAGCGAUAGAAUUUAACAUUUUUAAAUAAAAAACAGGUGAAUGCUAA
Hydractinia symbiolongicarpus is the source of this 1725-nucleotide messenger RNA. Its product is annotated as EF-hand calcium-binding domain-containing protein 12-like. Bases 161 to 1645 code for a protein of 494 amino acids. Lineage: Eukaryota; Metazoa; Cnidaria; Hydrozoa; Anthoathecata; Hydractiniidae. Gene Ontology annotation, molecular function: calcium ion binding. The transcript has 2 exons. The record is from RefSeq and is a predicted model, not a curated record.